AAAAUAAUCAUAUAUUUUUGGAGAACUUAUUUUUUUAAAUAUUUUCCGUUGCAAAUAAAUUUUUUUCUUCAACACGUUAUACAUUUUAAAUGGCAACUGAACUGAAUUUUCGACAACUUAUUGAUCUGGCGAUCGGUUCACCGGAGCCGGGUCAUGUAAAUUUUUAUGCGCUGCAUUUUUUACUCUUUUCGUUUGCCGAAAAACUGAAUCUAAUCGAUGAACCCGUGGACAAUACCAAAUACGAAAACGUUUCGUUUAUUAGAAGUAGUGGGAAAUCCGGUAGCGGUUCCUGUGACCAAGGAUUGCAUACUUUUGAACAUAGCAAAGGCUCGGUACUACGCUGUAGCAAAGAUUCAUCAAAACAGUACAUGGUUUAUAGUGGUAAUAAAAUUGUGAAGCGACAUCGCAGAAGAGAACUGGGUGGCGCAGACCCCGAGGAAGCAGUUACCGUAGAGGAAGCUGAAAUUGAAGAAGCUGGUGGUGAGGGUGUGGAGCCUCAACCGAUACCAGAAGAAAUUGAACCUGAAGAAGAAGCAAAAGAAGAAGUGGUAGUGGAAGAACCACCAGCUGCUGGUGAAGAACAGCAAGCAGCACAGCGCACAACUGACUUAGAAGUUGCGUUUGUAACUGAACCCAAAGUGGAGGAGACGCUCGAACAGCCACUUGAAGUGAAAACUUCUGCUGAAGAAAUCGAAUUUGCCAUACAAAUGGAGCAUCAAAGUUUAACACGCUCGGCCUACCGCGGCAUAGCAAUUAUGAAGGACCAACUUGAAUUAGUUAUGGAGCAAGUGCGUCUUUUAGUCGCGAUUACGGUACAAAAUAAAGCCACGCCGAUGCAAUUGGAGCAAAUACGGUCGUUGGUGAAAAAAAUGAUUGCCAUACAGAAGGAGAAUGUUUACAUAGAGAACGCAUAUGGUUUCCGACUGGAUGACAUUUACUAUGAUCCCGAUCUGGAGCGUGCCGAAGCUGGUGUUGAAGAUGAGGAGGAGGAAGAAGAGAGUCUAGUUCGCAGCGAUCCCUCAUAUAAAUCGCCAUUAACAUCGCAUGUCACAGUACAACCAGCAGCACCGGUUCAACAUGAAGAAUACGAUUUGGAUACGCAUCUUUGCUAUUCGCCCGAUAAAUUGUUGGAUCAGCUAAUGGAUUUAAAGUCUGAAUUUUGCAUGCUGACGAAUAAAGUUAAUGAAAUCUCUGCGACAAUACUCGAACAGGAUUGUCAACGUACCACAAUGCUCAUUACAGAUCUACAGGAUCAACUGAAGGAUUUGAAAUUCUACGUAUCCAGUUUGAAGGAGGCCACAGAUCGAAUGGAAUCGAAGAGCAUGAAUUACAGUGAAACAAUCGAUGAAAUCACGAAGAAUAUCGAUGAAAUAAUGAACGAAAAAAUCGAUAAAAGUGAAAUUGAAAUAUUGCUGGCUGACAAAGUAGACUACAAUCAAUUGCAGCGUAAAGUUUCCAAUGAACAGAUGCAGGAGUUCCAAUGUCGUUUGGAGAAGAAAUUCGCUGAAGUGCAAAACCAAAUAAAAACGAACGAUAAAAAUAUGUAUCAAGCCAUGGAUAAUAUCAGAAUAACACUGGGUUUGGCAUCUGUCGACGAUAUAUUGAAUCGCUUCAAGGAGAAAAUAGAAGCCCAAAUAAAAGGUUUACAGGAGACACUACGCAAGUACAUGGACGCGACGAAUGAUGAAUGCGCAGCUGCAGGCGCGCGCAUUAAAGUGUUGCAAGAUCUCGCCUGCAUCUCGUGCGACACCACCUGUGUUAUGCGCACUAUGGAGAAAUCGAAGGUGGCGAAGUUACCAAAUGCCCACGCAAAUGCCAACUUACUAAGUCCACUCAUUACGUAUGAAAUCGGUGCUAUCCGUAAGUCGGGCAUUAUGGGUUAUUACCGCAAGGAUGAGUUCCCUCAUGCACCCAACGCCUGGCUGAAUCAGCAAAAAGUAUCAAUGAAAAUGUGUGUACCGCGGCAUGCAGGUGGUGCUCAUACCACUCACACAGCAAAGGAGCAUUUUGAAAAAGUUGUGAUUAGUAAAAAGUAAAAAAAAUUUUUUUUUGUGAUAUUCUGUAUGUGCAAACAUUUUCUUUAAUGCUCGGUGUGUAUGUUUCAGUUUCAUUACUUUAAUAGGUUUUUAAGCAACCAAUUCGAGCCUAAUCAUGACGAAAUUUGCAUGUUUUGAUGAGAUAAGGGAAUUUUAAUAUGAAACAUUUAAUUUUCGGAACAUUCAUUUUUAAAAAUAAAAUUUUUAAAUGCUGAUUAA
This is a messenger RNA of Ceratitis capitata (Mediterranean fruit fly), 2255 nucleotides long. RefSeq lists its product as uncharacterized. NCBI's taxonomy places the organism in Eukaryota, Metazoa, Arthropoda, Insecta, Diptera, Tephritidae. The coding region runs from base 90 to 2036 and encodes 648 amino acids. The transcript has a single exon. The record is from RefSeq and is a predicted model, not a curated record.